GUCAAAAUCAGCUGUAUCGUAACCUUUCGAAAUCAAGGCCUACGCAGUCGGUGAAUGGAGAAAUGAAUCCAGUUAUCACGAUAAAUCUCUGCGCUAUCGGCAGCGCAGCGAUCGGCUCCGCGAGUAUAUUCGAUAACACCUCGCGCGAGACUUUCGUUUCCUGUUAGGAUUAGAAAAUAUCAAGUGUGGCACAAUGUCUUCUGUUGUUGAAGAUAUUUGUGAACUUUUAGACAGUUAUAAUGGACGGGACAAGGUGGUCAGGCUAGCCUGCUACACACUGAAGCUGUACGGCUGUAUAAAAGGCGAGAAGCCAUGGCAGACGGCAGGCUCGCGGCUGUCCAACGCGCGCAUGAUGCUGCGGCUCUUCGACGAUAUACCCAUGAUACGACACACCUACAGCUACGGGCUGGGCCGCCAUGAGUCAUCAACAAUGGCUGCGGCGCUCGGCGUCCUCGCCAACAUGGUGGACCAAGCCUUCCUGCCCGUGGAAAAGGCCUGCUGGUUGCAGGAAGUUGGCGUCUUGAAGUUGUCUGAAGAAACGGCGGAGCGACUAGACGUCGUCAGUACGGCGCUGUGGGCUGCAAGCCUUUACAUAUCCUUACUACAGACCGUCCGCGCGAUCCGCCAGCUGUGGUGGAGUCGCGACUGUUUGCGGCACUCCUGUGAAGGCGGGGGCUCGGAGGCGCGCCGCAACCUCGACGUGCGGCUCACAUUACAAGCUGUCACUGCAGGCAAACUCCUCCUAGACAUAACGCACGCCGUGAGCUGCCUGCCAGAAGGCUGGCUGUGGGGCGAGCGUAUCGGCAGCACCAAGGUCGCCGCCAUCGCCACCACGAGCUCCGUCGUCGGCAUCGCCAUGUACUUCGCGAAGAAACGGCUCUUCAAGUAAACGUUGGACGAGAUUAAGGGCUCAUAUUAACUCACAUUUAUAGACGGGUCUAACGCGAAUUUUAUUCUAUCACCUUUAUUAAGUUAAAGCCAAAGGAUCUAUCUUCGGACGUGUGCGUGGAUAUUGUGAGUGUUGCGUGUCGGACUAUUGACAAUAAUUAACAUUAUGUGUACUGGGUGGUUUGAAAAUGUGAUGUCUACCCCAAACUUUUCCAUACACUUUUCGUCGGGUAGUUGCACAAAUCUCUGUUUUGAUAUUUUGCUGAGACUUCAAGUCAGCCGCGACCACGACCAGUGAAACCUGUGUCGAAACGUCGGUAAAUAAAGGUAAUUGAAUAAAAUUCGCGUUAGACCCGUCUAUAAAUGUGAGUUAAUAUGUGUUCAAAACGCGAAAGUUUUAAAUAUGAGAUUAAGGGCUGAUUUAGGGUCAGUUGCACCAAACUGUUCGUAUCGUUAAAAGAGUUCGUUAAAUUGUUAUGUAUGGAAAGUUUCAUAGUGGCGCGCCGGGGCGCGCCGGCUGACGUUGAUCAGUCUGUCAAAUGUGGUUGGUGCAACUGGCCCUUAGACUGCGCGCGAACUCGCAUGCGAUUUUAGUUACAUUGCGGACUGUUGGUUACGUCCAAUUCCACCGACCGAUCAAAAACCGCAAUGUACUGAAACUCGCAUGCGAGUUCUCGCAUCGUCUAAAUGAGCCCUAAAAGUUUGGACGAGAUAAAAAGUGCCUGAUGUUCUGGGU
Cydia splendana is the source of this 1624-nucleotide messenger RNA. Its product is annotated as peroxisomal membrane protein 11C-like. Gene Ontology annotation, biological process: peroxisome fission. The record is from RefSeq and is a predicted model, not a curated record. Bases 194 to 889 code for a protein of 231 amino acids. Gene Ontology annotation, cellular component: peroxisomal membrane. Lineage: Eukaryota; Metazoa; Arthropoda; Insecta; Lepidoptera; Tortricidae. The transcript has 5 exons.